UGGAUGGAUGUUUCUUAACGCAUGUGAAUUAUGGCUUCUUCAAUUAAAUAAAGAAGAGGAAGUACUUUAGCCGGUUAAUAUUCACAGUGGGAGACAUUUCACCAGGACUGUUUAUUAAAAUGGUCGAAAAAGAAUUAAAAGCCCCUAGCACUAUCAUACAUACGGUCCACUGUUAUCAAAAUGAAAGCCAGUUAAAAAAAAGAUCUGCCUUCUUUUGAAACACAGCAUUGCUAAUUCGAGGCCUAUCAGGAAAUUUACGGUAUUAUAGAAUGUCAGAUGCCUCCAACAUUGACGUGAAUGCCAUCAUUUAUCACGUUAGUCACAGCAACAUUACCACUCUAACAUACUCCCUGGAAAUAAAAUCUAGAACUAGAGCGACCAGGUUUGUUUCACAGGGAACCCGAACAGUCUCAAAAGGUGUCUCAAUGUUUGUUCCUGUUACUUUUUUCUUAUGAAGUAAUUCAACAGUGAAAUAUGAUACCAGCAAAUCUUGAAACGUGUUUGCAUUAAAGAUACCAGAAAAAGGUAAACAAUUGGGAUGGAUAAUGCAUGCCGCCAUGUUUUAAAAAUAGACAAAGAAGUAAUACAAUAUACGUGUCUUGCCCAGUGUACUAUUGUAGUGCGAUUGUAUUUUAGGAGCAUUUUGAAUCUUUUCAAAAUGUCUAUAAUCAGCACAUACUGUCGCUGUUUUAUAAUAAGAAGCAGGAAUGGAAAGCGUAUUGUGUUGUACAAGUUGUGCAUGAUGCACGCUACCGCCACUUGCACUCAUGUGUGUAACCAGAACUUGUGAAUUCAGUCCAGCUGCCCCCCCACACCCCCCAUCUCUCUCUCUCUUUCUCUCUCUCUCUCUGUCUGUAUCGGGACUACAAGUGGCAAGAAAAUAGAAAAGUUGACCACAGCCCAACAUUUUCUCUGAGCGACAUCACCACAUUUUAGAUGUCAGCAAUUCUCUGUUGACUUUCGACGGCGCACGCGGGCAGGGGUAACGCGGACGUGAGCCGCAGCCUUGGGAAUGGAAGAGGGAACAAAAGAAUUUCUCUCGCUUCGCUGGAACCGCUGGGGUUCGAAGCUACCCGAUGGAGUACAGGAAUCCUGAUGAGAUGUUGAGAAACGAGUCUUCCUCAGAGUGGAAGUAGUAAAGUGUAGUUCUGACAGAGGAAGUGGACUGAGCACAUAGGAACAGCUGAAAGACCAUUGUUCAUGGAUUUUAAUGACUGGGCUGGAAGAUCGUCACUCUCCCUACAUCAUGUCAGCUGAUCUUCAGACAUCCAUUUCCCCUUUUGUCAAUGGGAUAAACUUGACAAUGGCGCCUGACCCUCAGCAGCCUUGUGUCGAUUACGACGCGCUACGGUGGCCACUUGCGGUGCUUUACUCCGUCAUCUUUGCUCUGGGUCUGCUUGGGAAUCUGGUGGCCCUGUGGGCUUUGUUCCACGUGCGCUCCAAACGGAACUCGGUGCGAGUUUUCCUCAUCAACGUGGCGUUCGCCGACCUUCUCCUGGUGGUCUGUCUGCCGUUCAGGAUUCUCUACCAUGCCCGGGGAAACGUGUGGACCCUGGGGCCUACGCUGUGCAACGUGGUGGGCAACUUCUUUUACAUGAACAUGUACAUCAGCAUCACGCUGCUGGGGCUGAUCAGCGUGGAUCGCUACUUGAAGAUCCACCGGGGAACUCUGGCACAGAGCAGGCUGCAGUCCACCAGACGAAGCACUGCUAUCUGUGUGGCGAUCUGGAUCGUUGCCUUUGGCUUGGCUUCAGCCUUCUUCAUGCCAAAGACUCCAUCGCAGGUGAACAGGUGUUUCCACUACAAAGAGCUUCAUGAUGCAAAAUGGAAAGCGUACAUCAAUAUCUGCAUGCUGUUGGUCUUCUGGCUGGUGUUCAUCUCCUUGGUGGUGUCCUACGUGAAGAUCGCCCUCAAGCUUCUGAGGAGGUCGCAGAAUAAACCCGACUUGCCCAACGCUCACCGCUACUCAAGAACCGCCCGGAAAUCCUUCUUCAUCCUGUUCCUCUUCACUGUCUGCUUUGUCCCGUAUCAUGUGAUUAGGGUGUUCUACAUCAAGACCCAAAUUACAGACACCUCCUGCUUCUGGAAGGGCGUGGCCGACAAAGCCAAUGAAUUGGCGUUGCUCUUUUCGGCUCUUAAUACCUGCCUGGAUCCUGUGCUUUUACUCCUCUUAUUGUCCUCUGUGAGGAAGGAGGUGCGGCGCUUGAUGGGAAACAUGUUUCGUGCACGAGAUACUUCGGUGGGAGUUAGCGGGAGCAGCUCCACAGUGGAAAUGGAAGGGAGAACUGGGAGGCCUGACAGAGGGCAAGUUAAUGUCCCGGCGACUUUGAAAUAAAGGAUUUGUUGACCUUAUUUGUGGCUUGUUAUUAGUUCAACUGCUGGGGCUCCCAAAGAGGGGUAUGCAAUAACAUUUCAGAUGUCAACAACUCAACUACCAAAGUCCCUCUACAGCAACUUUCAGAUUUUGUAUAGAUGAAAACAAUAUGCAAAAAGAAGGGGUGCAGUACUAUGUUGUACAGAGAAUCCCUUAAUGCAGCGCGAUCCUUUUUCUGUCAUGAUGCUUUUACUCGCAGCAACCACGACUCAACUCAACUCAACUGUUGUGUUCUAAAAAAAAAAAAAAUGAGUGGUGGAUGCUCAAAAUUCGUUUUAACUCUGACUUGGAGAAGUUCUAUGGCAUGCGCUGAUUUUCAUAAAAAUAUAACUGUAGUUUUCCUACCGUCCAAGCAUAGAUUAAAACGAUGGAUGGAUGGCUGAGACUACUAAAACUCUGUUGCGAGCCUAAGCAGUGCCACCGACCAAAGCAUGUAAAAAGUAUUGCAAAUGAAAUGUCUAACUGCAUGAUGUAAACAAGUUCCCUCCGUGAUAUUGUUGACCUUUAGUUAUGUGACGACAAUACCUUUUAUCUGGCAAGGUGGCUGGGGAGAGAGAAGUCUGGGCUUCCACACUAAGACUUCUGCCCCUUUGCCUCCCAACUGGAAGAAAAUGGCUGGAUGAAUGGAUCAUCUUUCAUGACAGUUAGUGUUCCGGUAAACUGCGACGUGCAAUCGUUUGACAAUGCUGAGUUUUCCAGGGAGCAACCAUGUGGUGUACCUCCAGCGAUUUCUCUACUUUUAAAAAUGUUAAUAAUGUAGCUAAUAUUGGAAUUAGUUAGAAACCAGAAUAAUUUACUGUGGCUGUGGAUCAAGUUUUGCCUGAAUACCAAAAAUCAGCGAGUCAUUGAAGCUCUCCCAUAAAAAAGAAAUAUUGUCUACAGAUGCCUUAAGACGGAGCUUUGGCACUAUUUUGGUGCAACAUAGCAUAUGUGAGAAAGAGUAUAAAAAGAGCUAAAUGUGGCACAAAGACAACAAAAAAAAAAAUCCCACAAAAAUGCAAAUCCACGAGUAGCGAAUUGCCAUGAAUAUGUGGCAGGAGCACUGUAUGGAAUCUACAACCACAUAAAACCAUUGCAAUUGUGGGGUAAGACAAUAGAGGGGGGGGGGGUGCAGCUGCAAGAACUAUGGUAAAACAUUGUGUUCCAAGAAGUGGAUACAUCUGAUGGCACGCAAGGACGUGUGAAGGUCAACAUCACAACACCACCACAUCACCUCAACGCAACUGGAAGAAACAAGUACAACAAGAGGAGAAGGAAGAAGGCAUUGGCAAGGACUCUGCAGGGAAUGUGCUUUUGGAAGCUGAAAGUGGACCCGCCUGUCUGGAUACUGGGUCGAGAAGUUAACGUCUGCGCACACAAAUUUUUCAGAUGUGCUGUGAUUAAAUGAUUGAAACAGUG
Messenger RNA from Hippocampus comes (tiger tail seahorse), 3772 nucleotides. RefSeq names its product G protein-coupled receptor 34b (gene gpr34b). Gene Ontology annotation, cellular component: membrane. The coding region runs from base 1211 to 2335 and encodes 374 amino acids. The record is from RefSeq and is a predicted model, not a curated record. Gene Ontology annotation, molecular function: G protein-coupled purinergic nucleotide receptor activity. The transcript has 3 exons. NCBI's taxonomy places the organism in Eukaryota, Metazoa, Chordata, Actinopteri, Syngnathiformes, Syngnathidae. Gene Ontology annotation, biological process: G protein-coupled receptor signaling pathway.